This is a messenger RNA of Marasmius oreades (fairy-ring Marasmius), 1236 nucleotides long. RefSeq lists its product as uncharacterized. The coding region runs from base 1 to 1236 and encodes 411 amino acids. Lineage: Eukaryota; Fungi; Basidiomycota; Agaricomycetes; Agaricales; Marasmiaceae. The transcript has 6 exons. Gene Ontology annotation, molecular function: monooxygenase activity; oxidoreductase activity, acting on paired donors, with incorporation or reduction of molecular oxygen; heme binding. The record is from RefSeq and is a predicted model, not a curated record.
AUGAACACCGCCUUUUUCUUCAUCGGACUUGUUGUCACAGUUCUGCUUUAUCAAGUUUUCCAGCUGGUUUACCGACUCGCCUUUCAUCCGCUACGAAGAUUCCCUGGCCCACCACUUGCCGCUCUUACUCACUAUUAUAGGGCAUACUACGAGCUCCUUUGCGAUGGAGGAUGGGUUGAGAACCUUGAGGUGCUUCAUGCACGUUAUGGUCCCAUCGUGAGAGUCAGUCCAACCGAGGUCGACUUUAGUGAACCAGCUGCAUAUGAAGAAAUCAUGAGCAAGCAUCCAAAGUAUCAUGGGUUCUAUAGGACCCUUGCCAAGCCGGAAGCUCAGGCUUUGACCACGAUUGUUGAUCCUAAAGAGGCUUCAAGGAGACGGAGUAGAAUUGGUUCAUACUUUUCACGAAGGGCAGUCCUGCGACUUGAGCACAUCGUUCAAGAAAAGGUUGACAAACUCACUCGGAUACUUUGCUCUUAUGCAGCCUGUGGUCGCCCAGUUAACCUGACAUAUGCAUACCGCGCCACAACACUCGACGCGAUCACGUCCUACCUCUUCGCUCAAGAACUCAACACCCUAGAUUACCCCGACUUCCAGCACCCGAUGUUGUCAACGAUUCGGGAAUUACUCAAGAACAUCUGGUUCUCCAAGUAUCUCCCCCUUCCGAACCUCGACCAACUUCCCGAAUUUGUCGUUCGUUGGCUGUUCCCUAGCGCAGUUCCCAUGCUCGAACAACAAAAGUAUCUCGCUGAACAACUGGAAAGGUUGGCCCAGGAACAUCCCUCUAUUGAUGGACUAGGACACAAAGUUAUUUUCGACGUUUUCCUGGAUGAGAAGUCCGACGGCAAAACAUCUUGGGUCAUUCCCCGUCAACAACUGCUUGACGAGGCCCUCAGUCUCCAAAUCGCUGCUUCCGAUACCACCGCCAAUACUUGUAUGGUAGGGACAUAUCAUAUCUUGACAAAGCCUAGGGUUCAGGCAGCGCUAAGAAGGGAAUUGGACGAAGCAUGGUCGGUAUCCGAAGGACCUCCAAAUUACGAGAAACUGGAGAAGCUGCCCUAUCUGACUGCCGUCAUCAAGGAAUCCCUACGCCUGUCAAUUGGGAUCACGUCUGCCCUUCCCCGGCUCGUAGAACGACCAGGGUCUUUUGUGAUGGGAACUUCAAUUCCACUCGACCGUCGUAUCGUGCAGUUCUUACUUUAUCCAUAUGAAUCCGAUGAUAUUUCCGAAUCCAUCUGA